Molecule: messenger RNA, 2830 nt
Organism: Panthera uncia (snow leopard)
Lineage: Eukaryota; Metazoa; Chordata; Mammalia; Carnivora; Felidae
Gene: CNST
Product: consortin, connexin sorting protein
Exons: 11
Coding region: 257-2389 (710 amino acids)
Biological process (GO): positive regulation of Golgi to plasma membrane protein transport
Cellular component (GO): transport vesicle; trans-Golgi network; plasma membrane
Molecular function (GO): connexin binding
Source: RefSeq, a predicted model, not a curated record
CGCGGUCGCUGGCUGCCCGCCGCCCGCCGGCCCGCCGGGAAGGGUGCGCAGAGAGAGGCGGGGCGGGAAGGCAGAAGGUGUCUCCACCGGAGCGGCGGGAGACCCGAGCAGGCUCUGUGACAGCGCUUCGGCCGCCAUGUCAGCGAACGGGGCUGGAGACAGACCCGGCGCGCAGCCGUAGCCCUCCGGUCGCCUCCGACUCCCAGACAUGGAAGGACUUUGAUGAAACAUAAAUGGUUCAACAAAAGAUGCUCUAAUGGAUGACAGCGAAACUCCUACAUAUAAUCUGCAGAUAGAACCACAAGAUGGGUAUCAUCCUGGUGACGGCGUGGGAAGUACAGUAACACGCUUAGCUUCUGCAUCCGAUGAAAAUGAAAAUCAGCUUGACGGGGACAGGCAGGAGCGUCUGAGCCCGGGUGCCAGUGCAAUGGGCAGACCUGCAGUGUGCGAGCAGGACAGUCUCAACAAUAAUGAGCGCUGCACCCCCAGCUGUGAGGUGGCUGUGUGUGAGAACCUGGGGGACACUUCCUAUGAAAGCCCCAAGGACGGGCAGGCCUCCGUGGGAAAGGACAAAAAAAUACCUGGAAAAAGAAGCUCCAGAACCAAAAGAGGCACCACUAAGAAGAUAGCACAAGGACUUUCUUCAGGGGACACCACACCUUUGAUGCACGAAAACGUGCUGAGUGCGUCCACGCGUGCUGUUAGUGACGAUGAGUCUGCAGAAGUAAAUGCUAACGAUCCAGCAGAAGCCCCGAAGCCAGCUCUUCAGUAUCUGUUCUCGCUUAUCCGAGGUGAAGUUGAGCAGGUGGAUUCAAGAGCACUUCCCCUUUGCCUUCACCAGAUAGCAGAGUCCUAUUUCCAGGAGGAAGACUAUGAGAAAGCAAUGAAGUUCAUUCAGCUUGAACGACUGUAUCAUGAGAAAUUGCUCGCAAACCUCUCUGCCAUUCAAGAAGAGUGGGAAACAAAAUGGAAAACUGUACAGCCACAUACAGUUACAUCUGUAAGGAAUUCAGAAAAAGGAUUUAAUGGUGAAGAUUUUGAACGGCUUACUAAAUUUUGCACAACACAUCAAGAUCCUGUUUUGUCCAAACAUAAGAUAGCAGCCGUAGAAAAGCCUCUGGGAAGGAAAUGCUUUACACCAUUAAUAGUUUCUGAAGAUCCAAAUGAAAGAGGAACCACAGCCAAAGAGCCGGAGAGUGAAACUUGUCUUGGCAGGGAGCCCAGGAGAGCAAGCCCGGAGAGCGGCGGCUGCUGUAAUCAGAUGGACAGGCAGGCGGAUGCCUGGAGCCUUCUGGUAACUGCAGGCAAGGACCACACGGCGGCGGAGCCGCUCUGCCGCGCCCAGGCCGCCCUGGAGCUGCGCGCCCAGCCCCCGGGGGCGGCCGGGAGCAGGUCUGAGGACGCCCGCCAGGGUGACAGCCGCCUGCAGCCGGCUCAGACGGUCGCCUGCCGAGAUGCGGCCGAAAUAGAAGGCCCCGCCGCGGACCCCGGAGCGUCGCUUCCCAGCGAGUCGAUGAUCGAGCCCUCGGUCUUCCCAGGCUCUGACCUCACGCCACCUGCGUUGAGUUCCGAGGGAAGGUAUUCACAGACUCAGAGAAAGGAGCUCCGUUUGCCACUUAAGGAUGCUUCUGAGGCGUUGCCCGCGGACCGGCUGGAAAACAGUGAAUUAGAUGAGCCGCAGCAACCUGAUCUCACAGACAGCGAUGGAAAAUCCCCACGGGGGCGGGGGCCGGCCGGCUCGGAGCGCUCCCAGAGUGUACUUGGUGAGAGCACUGGGGUAUCCGACUUAAGCGCAGGGCGUCCGGAGGGAGGGGGGGCUGCCGACGACCGAGUCAGCAAAGAAACCGAAGACUAUUUGAACAGCCUUCUACAAGGAUGCUUGGAAGACACCGAAGACGCCCUGUCAUGUGAAGACCGAGAGGAAGACUCGGACCUCCUUCCAGAUCUUUCUCCUGAGGAAGCCUCCUACAGCCUGCAGGAGAAUCUGCCUUCUGACGAGAGCUGUCUUUCCCUUGAUGAUCUCGCAAAGAGGAUAGAGAUUGCAGAGGUUGUUCCUGCAGAAGGACUGGUCUCUAUAUUAAAGAAGAGGAAUGAUAGUGUAGGAGGCCGUCCCGCCCAGAUGCAGCAGAAACCAUCGAAACGAAGAGUGAGGUUCCAGGAAAUAGACGAUGGCUUAGAUCAAGAUGAAGUUGGAGGUGGUUCCUGUAUUUUACUGGUCUUGCUGUGCAUAGCAACGGUUUUCCUUAGUGUCGGAGGAACUGCGUUAUACUGCACUUUUGGUGACAGGGAGUCACCCGUUUGUACGGACUUUGCAGACAACAUGGACUUCUAUUACACUAAGUUCCUGCAGGGAAUGGCGGAACUUAAACACUGGAUCUACCUCUCCUAGCAGCACUCCAGAGGCACGGGCGUGCUGGCAGUGAGAAUCAAAGAGCGAACCUUUCUAAGCAGCUUUUAUUUUAGGAGUUCUGUAACACGCGUCCCCUUCCCCCAGCGAGGAACCCUGGACAUCAGCAGCAGCAGCUUUAAAUGGCAACACAGAGGGACUCUCAGAAUAAUCUGCAUACUGAGCAGAUGUCGGUCUGAGCAUUGUGGAUGGAAGGAAUGGCCUUUGGAGAGCAUGUGCCCUCCUCCAUGCCGCUCCCUGGUGUGGUGAACUACACUGAGCAGAAUUAAAAGGGCCGUGUUGGAGCCCCACCAUUUUUAGCUGCCUUGUUCAAGCUAAUGGUUAUAACCAAGGACGCUUUUGGUUUACAUUUGUUGGUCCAAAGACAUUGCUUCCAGCCAUCACGCAAUAAGUUUGUGUAUAAUCAAGAGGAGUUACCUUACA